AUCACCACUGAUGAGACUUAAGUGUGUCCACAUCAUGCUUUCAUUUGGAAACACGUGGCAUCAUGAAUACAGGAAAACUGCUUCAAGAAUAUAAACCUCUGAGAGUCUCAUAUCCUGUCACUUUGAGCUCAGACAUUCUGUCAUCUGUGGUUUUCAUUUGUAUCUGCUGGACUGAAGGUAAAACGGAAUGACCAUCACUUCAAUUCUUCCCUCUCAUGUUGCUCAUAAUUGGAGGUUCCUUUGGCCUGCGAGAGUUUACAGAAAUCCGGUACGAUGCCCAGAAGCUGAAAAGAAAGCUGCAUCCUUCACUCGAGGCCCAAGUGAAGAUCGAGAAGCAGUCAGUCAUACUAGAGGAGGAGUAUGAGAAGAUGAAGGAAUUGAAUUUGGAUGACUGGAAGAACAUCCGUGGGCCUCGUCCCUGGGAGGACUCCAGGGGCUACCAGGAGCAGCAGCGCGAAAGGCAGAAGAAAACAGGCUGAGGUCCAGGGAUGCCAGGCAGAGCAGACGGCACACGACACACACUCACACACACACACACACACACACACACACACGCACACUGCUACAGGACGGACCGGACACGAGAGUCUGUAGGCAAAGGCGCCCCUGAGACCCACUUAAAGGGAACGGACUUGAUUCGUCUUGGCUUGUGUUGGACUUUAAACUUUGGAAAUUUGCAUCAUUUGUUGUGGUCUCUUCUGGUUGUGUAACAUUCAGUGGUUAAGAUUAUGAAACAAGAACCCAAAACCUUGAAAAAAAUUCAAGGUUGGUCUGAAAUUCUAAAAGGUAAACAUCCUGUCACCUGUUGGUAGCUUUUCCAGAAGCUGGUAAUAACACUCCACCAGUAGGUGGCGCACUUCUGUCCUGCCACACCUGAGCUUCCACACAGAAAGGAAGCCAGGAAAGAAAUACAUAUCAGUGCAUGAUUUCCAUGUCCCAAUAAAUUAUGUGCUACUGA
Molecule: messenger RNA, 958 nt
Organism: Scatophagus argus
Lineage: Eukaryota; Metazoa; Chordata; Actinopteri; Scatophagidae
Product: cytochrome c oxidase assembly protein COX16 homolog, mitochondrial
Exons: 4
Coding region: 216-479 (87 amino acids)
Biological process (GO): mitochondrial respiratory chain complex IV assembly
Cellular component (GO): mitochondrial inner membrane
Source: RefSeq, a predicted model, not a curated record